Molecule: messenger RNA, 1164 nt
Organism: Colletotrichum orchidophilum
Lineage: Eukaryota; Fungi; Ascomycota; Sordariomycetes; Glomerellales; Glomerellaceae
Exons: 1
Coding region: 1-1164 (387 amino acids)
Source: RefSeq, a predicted model, not a curated record
AUGCUUCCACCAGGCAGUCCAGGGCGUAGAAUAUUGGGAUUCCUUUUUGGCAUCAACAACAAGAUCUACAAUUUGAUGUGGUCUCAUGACAAAGGAAUCCCAACGGAGCAUGUCGACUACACCCUCGUUACAAUGAUGCUUGGCGAUGAGAACGGAGCCAGCGGCCAUCAGCCUCAGAUGGAAAUCUACGCCGACGAUGGCAAAUUGAUCGGGACUCGCUUGACGAAUCGAGACGAUCGGAUUGAAAGGAACAACGACCUGGACGGAUCCAUCUACAAAAUCGAACACAAUGUGCACAAAGACAAGAUGACAACGCCAAAGUACAUCGCCAUCAACCAGUGGAGUUCAGAUGCUGUCUGUGUCUCAGCGAUCCAGGUCUCAAACGGAAAGCUCUCCUCCGUCUUUUACGGCGAUCUCGGAGCCUAUUGCGGACAGAGCUGGUUCUUCAGCCGGCGUCGACUUGACGAAAAGCUCAUGCAUCCAAAGUGCGUCUGGCUGGAUGAAGAUCACACCGUCGGCUUCAACGCGCGAGCUAUAAGCUUCCAUAUCAACGACAUGCUUGGAACACCAGACAAGGUUAAGAUGUACCAGGAGAACUCACGGGACUACUUGUGUAAAAGCACCCCGCGUUUCUCGUUUUGGUAUCAACUUCGGCCAGGAGCAAACUUGCCCAUCUUCAACCCUCCCCUGGAAUACGAGCGCGAUGCAAUAACCGGCCAAGAAGGUCGAGACAAGGAUCCGAGGCGUGCAAUUGACAAAGUCAACUGGGACAAGAUGGCCUACCAUGACCCACAGCCCGUUCGAAGGCGUUCGUUGACGGCGGCCGAACGAAGGGCCAAAAGAGAGAAGCUAGCCAAGAGGCAAGGUACAAACCCGGACAUCACCCAUCUCAUCGUCACCCGCGCCGAAGAACAUGCAGCGUCUUUGGUUUGCAACAGCACAACAUCUUACGGCCAUGACGUGGUUUCGCUUCGGGAGAAGACUUACUGCGACAUGACUGUCAAGCGACUCUAUCAUCUUUGCGACGACAUAUUCAGGGCAAACUGUUUUGACGUUGAAAGAAUGAUACUCAUAGGUCACGGUGGAAUCAAUGCUCGUGGGGAAGUCUCCGCUGUCGGUGUUCCUGAGAAGCGGUACUUAACAGCAUCUCAAUGGGAAGAGUGA